Messenger RNA from Archocentrus centrarchus (flier cichlid), 2891 nucleotides. RefSeq names its product integrin alpha FG-GAP repeat containing 1 (gene itfg1). The transcript is spliced from 18 exons. Lineage: Eukaryota; Metazoa; Chordata; Actinopteri; Cichliformes; Cichlidae. The coding region runs from base 66 to 1832 and encodes 588 amino acids. Gene Ontology annotation, cellular component: plasma membrane. The record is from RefSeq and is a predicted model, not a curated record.
UCUGCUGUAAAGCAGCGUGCCGUAUUCCAGUCGGUGUUGUUGUUGGGUGCUACACUGGCAGGAGGAUGUGGAUCUUUAAAUUAAGUACUUUAGCGUUUUGGUUAUUUUGGGGGGGACAGUAUAACACGCUUGCUCUUCAGGAUGUUACGGCCGACCUUUUCGGCUCCGCCAAUUCCGGGACGGUGGCGGCGUUUGGAGAUUUUAACGCGGAUAAACAGACAGACAUCUUCCUGAUCAAAAACCAGUCUGAAUUGGUCAUAUUAUUGGCUGACUCCAAACCACCUUACUUCAAGCCCAAAGUUCACGUCAAAGACAUUUUGGGAAAGGGCACCGGCAUCACCAGUGUGGUUCCUGGAGACUAUGAUGGAGACUCUCAGAUGGAUGUCCUCCUUACAGGUCCAGACAACCAGAACACUGUAGUUUUCAUCUUUUGGGGAAACAACCAGACAUUAGAUAUUGGUGGGUGGGUCAAGUUGAACCGGACCUUUACUGAUCAGCCUCUUGUCAUGGAUUUUAAUGGGGACAUGAUUCCAGAUAUUUUUGGGAUUGCCGAAUCUUCCUCGACUGAAGUCUGCUCUCUUACCCAAAGGAUUCAAGUGUGCAGGAAGGCACUGAAUUCAACUGGUACCAUGCGCAAGCCUCAUUCUAACGCUUUCAUUGACCUCAACAAGGACUUCACUGCUGAUUUGUUCCUGACGAUGGAAAAAGAUCAGUUUGAGACGUGGAUCAACAAGGACGGGAACUUCACCAAGACUCAAGUCCUGUCAAGGCCAGCUGAUGUCCAUCAUAAUGGGCAGUCUGCCUUUGUCGACUUUGAUGGCGAUGGCUACCAGGACCACCUCCUUCCUGCAUGUUUGGAUGAAAACUGUCAACUGAGUGCCAUCUACCUCGCCAAGUCAGGCUCAAAAGAGUGGAUAAAAGUUCUGUCAGAUUUCAAGCGGAAAGAAACAGUCUGGGGCUUUGUGCCAGGGAUAUCCAGCCAACCCCUGACCCUUCACCUUGGGGACUACAACCUGGACGGCUUCCCUGAUGCCCUGGUGGUCCUUCGUAACACAAGUGGAAGUGACCAGCAGGCCUUCCUGUUGGAGAACGUGCCCUGUAACCUCGACACCUGCAGCAGCGUUGGACGAAUGUUCCACAUCCACUGGGACCAGUCAGAUUUGGGAGCCAUUCAAAAUGCCGUUAUGGCAACUUUCUUUGACAUCUAUGAAGAUGGUAUUUUAGACAUGCUGGUUCAGAGCCAGGCAGAGGGCAAAAACGACUUGAGAAUUCAUGCUUUGAAGAACAAUUUUGAAGCCGAUGCCUACUUCGUUAAAGUGAUGGUACUCAGCGGCCUCUGCUCCAAUGACUGCCCUGAAGGUGUUAAGCCUUUUGGUGUGAACCAGCCAGGUCCCUAUGUCAUGUACACCACGGUGGACUCUAAUGGUUACCUGAAAAAUGCCUCAGCUGGUCAGCUAAGCCAGUCGGCUUAUUUCUCCCUCCAGCUGCCCUACACUGUACUGGGGCUUGGACGCAGCGCCAACUUCCUGGAUCACCUUUUCGUCGGCAUCCCCCGGCAGCCUGGAGAGACGGACAUAAGGAAGCAGGAGUGGACAGCCAUCAUUCCCAACUCGCAACUUAUUGUCAUGCCGUUCCCACACAAUUCACCCCGCAGUUGGAGCGCCAAGUUGUACCUUACUCCCAGCAACAGCGUGUUGCUGACGGCCAUCGCGCUGAUCGGAGUGUGCGUCUUCAUCCUUGUUAUUAUUGGCAUCCUUCAUUGGCAAGAGAAGAAAGCAGAUGACCGAGAGAAGCGUCAGGAAGCCCACCGUUUCCAUUUUGAUGCCAUGUGAAGGAACAGAGCUGCAUCGCGGGAGAACAUCCUCUGCCGUCUUCCUGCGCUCGCCGCUCACCCAACCACCCUUUCCUCUUCAUACGUUUUCACUCAGACUCAUUUCACGGGCGAAUAAAUGGAUCCUCAUAUACUCCAAAACGUUUCUUUUUGAUAUUUUUCAGUCCUUGAGUCAGAUGUUAAAUAUUUAUGCUCCAUUUCAUUUAUUCAUUCCAGUGUUAGAAGUACAGGAGCUGCAACAAGGCCACAGAGACAGAGAACGAAAUCCUAAUGGGGCUCGCUCUCAAGUCUAAAGCAGUGAUUUCAGUGGACUGACUGUAGUUAGGAGUGUGAUCAUCAGUGGUGUUAAUAGUGUAUUUGGAUCCUUUUGAAAUGCCCAACAAGUAACUCCAAUGAUAAAAACAGUUUCUUUGUGUUCACUGGAAAUGAAGCACCUUUUGACAUCACGUGUAGAAAUGUGUUACUGUCCAUUGUCUUUGUGCAGCUGAUUUACCUCUGAGGGUUUUUUUUUUUCUGCAACAUUAAACUGAACUGAAUUGUGUGAUAUUAAUCUCAGCCUCACAACUGCAGAAGCAACUGGUGGAACGUGAACACAAUGCGAUAUAAUGAUGCUGCAGAACAUUUUUAUGCUUUCGAUCCCGCUAAAAAUGACAAAUGGCCCUCGUGUGUGAUGAGUGCAAGUUUGUCUCGUUUGAGUCGGGCCUAAAACGGUGCAUCAUGGGAGUGUCAGAAUAAAGAGUCGCACUCUGUAAGUGUCUAAUUCUUCUGCAUCAAAGCCUGCAAAUCAUCCACCGCCUGGUGGUCCUGCUGAAUGCGGCGCAGUUCACUAGUUUCAUGUUUUAAUUUGUUGCUGUCUUUUAAAAGUUCAGAGCUGGGUGCUCUGCUGUGUUUAUUUAUUUUCCAAGAAUGAGCUCAUGGAUUUCCAGGUGGUUUGCACUUUUCUUUUUUUAACAAAUGAUUAAUUGUGGGUGUAUGUAAUUUAUUUGGCUUGCAAAUGAAUGUUCAACAUACUAAAUGUGUUUACUUACUGAAGUUUAAAAUAAAGGUUUCUUCUGCUUAA